Messenger RNA from Caenorhabditis elegans, 477 nucleotides. It is a transcript of the gene Y51A2D.21, whose product is annotated as CUB domain-containing protein. Lineage: Eukaryota; Metazoa; Nematoda; Chromadorea; Rhabditida; Rhabditidae. The record is from RefSeq and is marked reviewed.
AGAUUAUGCAAGCUCUAUGGCCAUACAAUAGUAAUUCGAAUGUUAAUUUGCCAAAUUACAGGCAUAUUACAUGGGAUAGGUAUUAUGUUAAUGAACAUUAUGAUAAACACGUAAAUGUGAGUAGUGGAGUAGCGGCAGGCGUCACAAUUGGUAUCUUCUUCAUAGUAUUCGUACUAACUUUCGGGUGCAGAAUCUACAGCCAAUAUAUUGAUCGGGGACAGGGAAAUGCAAAUUCUCCACAGAAUGGAGAAACAAUAAUGAGCGAAGCCAUCGCCUCAGACAUGUGGAUAUGCGGGCGCCCUUCCGAACCGCCUCCGCCCUACGAGAUCGCCAUUUUUAUGCCAACCACGUCACCGUGCCAUAGUGUAGUUGAUGUGUAGUUUGUAGUCUGUAUUAUUGAUUUUUUUGUGUAUAGUUAAAGCUCAGUUUUUUUGUUGCCAUGACCCUGUUGAUAAAUGCCAAUAAAAUUAUGUAAAU